Molecule: messenger RNA, 2088 nt
Organism: Thalassophryne amazonica
Lineage: Eukaryota; Metazoa; Chordata; Actinopteri; Batrachoidiformes; Batrachoididae
Gene: gpm6aa
Product: glycoprotein M6Aa
Exons: 7
Coding region: 345-1073 (242 amino acids)
Biological process (GO): neuron projection development
Cellular component (GO): plasma membrane; neuronal cell body; filopodium
Source: RefSeq, a predicted model, not a curated record
CACCACAAAGUCUGAGUGAUCCCUCACACAGCCCGACCCGCUGACAGAAAGCACAUCUGACAGCCGCGCUCAGCAUCCAGUAGGGACACCGAGAAAAAGUCGGACAGGGAGAAUAAGAAAGUGGAAGUACUCUGUGGACUACCCCUCAAAGAGAAACUCAGUUCUGCAUUGGACAGCUAAAUAAGCAUCAUUUACACAGAGUAACUCUGUCUGUUUUAAACCCAGAAUCGGCACAAUGGAAGAAGACAUGGAUGAGGGGCAGAGCCAGAAAGGAUGCCUUGAAUGCUGCAUCAAAUGCCUGGGUGGGAUCCCGUACCCGUCCCUUAUAGCUACCAUCUUGCUAUAUGCGGGGUGUGGCUCUGUUCUGCGGCUGUGGACAUGAGGCACUGUCUGGCACAGUCACCAUCCUACAAAACUACUUUGAGAUGGUGAGGAGUCCUGUGGACUCACUGGACGUCUUCACCAUGAUUGACAUCAUCAAGUAUGUGAUUUAUGGCAUCGCAUCGGCUUUCUUUGUUUAUGGGAUCCUGCUAAUGGUGGAAGGCUUCUUCACCAGUGGCGCCAUUAAAGACCUGUAUGGAGAUUUCAAGAUCACCACCUGUGGACGCUGUGUCAGCGCUUGGUUCAUCAUGCUGACGUACAUCUUCAUGCUGGCUUGGCUCGGAGUGACGGCAUUUACCUCCCUUCCUGUCUUUAUAUAUUUCAACAUCUGGAAUAUUUGCCAAAAUGCUACUGUACUGGAGGGAACCAAACUCUGUCUGGAUCCACGCCAGUAUGGUAUUGUGCCACUUGCUGAAGUGAAAACGCUGUGUACCGAUUCUGAAAAAUUUGACAGGAUGUGCCAAUCUAACGAGCUGGACAUGACGUUCCACCUAUUCAUCUGCGCUUUAGCUGGCGCAGGAGCUGCUGUUAUUGCUAUGAUCCACUAUCUGAUGGUGCUGUCGGCCAACUGGGCGUACGUGAAGGAUGCCUGCAGGAUGCAGAAAUACGAGGACAUCAAGUCGAAGGAGGAGCAGGAGCUUCACGACAUCCACUCCACUCGCUCCAAGGAGCGUCUCAACGCCUACACAUAAAGACCAGCGUGAGGCUCGGCCCCGUCCCUCCGGCCUUCCUCUCUUUCUCUCGCUCUCUCUCUCUCUUUUGUCUUUCUGUCUCUCUACCAUCUUGUCCCAACAGGGGAAGCGGAUGGCACAGAGGGCCCACGCCACUGCUGAUGUCACUGGUGCGUCAUAUGACAAUGUGCUCUGGGGGGAAGUCACACAAACCUCUCCGUUCACAAAUAACAUUUCAAACGAAAAAAAAAAAGCCCCUUUACCUCUGUCAUGGAUGAUGUUAUGAUUACCAUCACAUUGGUCACAUGGUUAUUGAGUUGUUUAGUGCUGAUAGUAAUUUUAUUGUGGUUUGUAGAAUCAGAAAUAACAGUAGUAUUUCUUUUUUUAAUACUUUGAAUAAUUUGUGUAUAAUCGUUUUCUUUUUCAUGCAUAAUUUAUUUAUUUUUUUUUUUACUGAUUUGUGAGGAGGUUAAUGCGGGCUUUAAAAAAGGUUUUCAAGCACAUUUCUCAUGUUGUGUGAAGAUUUGUGUGGGGAAAAAUGUACUGUAUGUAACUGGGUUGACGUUUUGGGGGGAAAAAAUUAAUGUCACAACAUUAAUUAUGAAGCAACGUAAGCGUUUGUCACAUCAGUAUUCCCAGAGAAUAAAUUCACUUUAUGUGAAAGGAAUUCAAAUCUGUGUUGUGAAUGAACUGAAAGAAUAGAAUCACUAACAACAAAUUAUUUAAAGUACAACAAAUAACUGCUAGAAAAGCAGAACCUGUUAAACAGGAACUUCUGAUCAACAAAAAAGAAAGUCAACAGAAGAUCAAUUUUAGGAUAAAUGAGGAGUUGUGUGCUUUAGAUCUGAAAGAUUUGUAUUUGAAUCACACGUCCCAAAAGCACAUGCAAACAUGUCCUCAUAGCCCCAUUGUUAUUUAAUUCCUUAUGAACAGAAUUUUAAAAAUUAUCUUUUAAAAUGCAGUUUUUUUGCAGAAUUCUGCAGUGUACAUAUUGAUAUAUGGAAGCGUAGCUUUGCAUUGUAAUUCCUCGUUUCCA